AUGUUACUCUGCCAUGAACAUUGGGUUCAGCACAUGACUGACACUGGACACUUUGUUCUGUCCCCCGAACUAGAUUUCCAUGCUACCAGAAUACAGCCGGCAUCAGAGAUAUUGGCCAAGUCAAGGGAGAAGGAGGAGAUUGGCGAGCCAAACCCAGUCGCAGACUUGGUCUUGGAGACUCUGCAACAAGCGCCCGCAUUGCGAUACAAAGGUUGGAACAGAGUGAAAGAUACCCUCUCCAACAUCCCGCCAUCAAAACGAACAACGGAGCUUGUAGGCCUUCUAUGCUCUGCGCUUCAGGGAGAGAUGGUUUAUUGGCAGCGGCUUCAAAAGAUUGAGCAGUCCAUUUCCUUGGCGUCCCUGAGAUCACUGAGCACUACAGCGGCCAUAUUCCCUGUCAUGGUCCUGACCGGACUAGAAGUCAAGCCAGACGAGACUGGGACAAAUGUUACCACAGGGUUUCCUGAGAUAGAGGAGGAUUACUUGGCGUUGGAUGACAUACUCGUCCAACUGCAAAGGCUGGAAACAUUUGAUCCUGAUGAUCAGGCAAACCAGAUGGGAGUGCAGAGAUUCAGGGAAGUUUUAGGUCGCCUGAUGGCACGGGUUCGCCCGGGGGAAUUGUUUGCUGCUAUGGCUGGGCACCUCGCCCAGCUUGUGAGAGAUGCAGCUCCCGACGACAACUUUGACUUUAAUGAUCCUGAUCAAGUCCUAGCCGACUGCGCCGUGUACCUCUGA
Trichoderma gamsii is the source of this 735-nucleotide messenger RNA. RefSeq lists its product as hypothetical. The coding region runs from base 1 to 735 and encodes 244 amino acids. The record is from RefSeq and is a predicted model, not a curated record. NCBI's taxonomy places the organism in Eukaryota, Fungi, Ascomycota, Sordariomycetes, Hypocreales, Hypocreaceae. The transcript has a single exon.